This is a messenger RNA of Cydia strobilella, 697 nucleotides long. RefSeq lists its product as uncharacterized. The coding region runs from base 83 to 697 and encodes 204 amino acids. NCBI's taxonomy places the organism in Eukaryota, Metazoa, Arthropoda, Insecta, Lepidoptera, Tortricidae. The record is from RefSeq and is a predicted model, not a curated record. The transcript has 2 exons.
UGUGUAUGUUAGCGAGCCAGGAUGUAAGGAACACUCAACGGCAUAUACAACAUUGGCGACGAGUCGAAAAACCGCGGUCACAAUGGCACGUUCAGGGGCCAUGGCGCUGACGCUGGACAAGUUUGAAUGUGGAGGUGAACCAACUUCCUUGGGAAUACGAUGGGAACGUUGGAAGAGAGCACUCCGAAUAUAUAUAGAUGCAGCGGGCAUAGAAAAAAGUGAAAAGAAGAGAGCCAGUCUUCUUCAUUUUGGGGGACAAGAAUUGCAGGAGAUUUUCUUCAAUAUCCCAGAUCCAGAUAUUGAGGAGGGAGGACCUAGAAGAGAUGUGUUUGAAAUUGCAUUAGCAAAGCUAGACUCUUACUUCUCACCAAAACAAAGUAAAGUGUAUGAAAGACAUUUAUUCAGACAAUUGAAACAAGAAAUUAACGAAAAAUUUGAGAAAUUUUUAGUACGAUUAAGGCAGCAGGCGGUCAAAUGUCAAUUUCAUAAUGAAGAGGAAAACAUAAUAGACCAAAUUAUUGAAAAGGGCUCCUCAAGCGAAUUGAGAAAGAAGAUUUUACGCGCAGGGGACGACAUGACCUUAGAAAAGAUAAUCACGGUGGCCAAUUCUUUGGAAGCCGUGAACAGGCAGCUGGAAGAUUUUGACGACAAAGCGGCAAGCAAGGAAGGAGUAAAUCGAAUAAGUAUAAAUAAAUAA